Molecule: messenger RNA, 7797 nt
Organism: Vanessa atalanta (red admiral)
Lineage: Eukaryota; Metazoa; Arthropoda; Insecta; Lepidoptera; Nymphalidae
Gene: Btr175
Product: cadherin-23-like
Exons: 37
Coding region: 124-7746 (2540 amino acids)
Biological process (GO): homophilic cell-cell adhesion
Cellular component (GO): plasma membrane
Molecular function (GO): calcium ion binding
Source: RefSeq, a predicted model, not a curated record
UCAAUUUAGCUGUGUUACGAAAUUAUUUACUAAAAUCGAGAGUGAAUUGUAAAAACUGUUAAGUGCCAUUUUGUUGCAUACAAUUAUAAUUCAAAGGACUAUUUCGAGGAAAUGUCAUGAGAGAUGGGGGAAUUACUGUCACACUUUAUUAUCUUACUUCUCUUUGGACUACCAUUAGUUAAAACAGCAGAUCGAUGUGCAUAUAUGACAAAUAUUCCAAGAGAACCAAAGCCGGACAAUUUGCCUGAUAUUGAUUUUGAAGGUCAGCCAUGGAGCGAACGACCAUUUAUUCCGGCACCAGAGAGAGACGACGUCUGCAUGAGUGAAUACUUUCCGGAGAGCAGCACUCAGAUUAUUUACAUGGACGAGGAAAUCAUAGGAGACGUUGCUAUCGCAAAACUUAACUAUUACGGAACCGCAAUUCCUGUCAUCAAUCGUCCUCUUUUGGCUGGGUCAUUCAAUAUGCUGGGCCCGAUACUUCGGAGAGAAAAUAAUGAGUGGUUACUUUACAUUACUGAAAGACAGGACUAUGAAACACCGGAUAUGCAAGUUUAUAUGUUUCGCAUUCAGAUCGAAGGAGAAACCGUGGUUGGAACUAUAUCUUUACAGAUUGUAAACAUCGACGACAACCCACCAAUUAUUCACAUAUUGGAUUCCUGUGUAAUACCAGAACUCGGAGAGCCACGCUUAACUGACUGUAUUUACGAGGUCACGGAUGAAGAUGGUGAGAUCAGCACCAGUGCCAUGACAUUUAAAAUAGAUAGCGAUAGAAAUGACGACCAGAUCUUCUACAUCCGCGGUGAAACAAUACCGAACCAAUUUAAACGGAUGACUAUGACCCUGGGUCUCAAUCAGCCUCUUGAUUUUGAAACCAAUGCACUACAUAUAUUUAGGGUUACGGCUUUUGACUCUUUACCUAACAACCACACAGUCACGGUCAUGAUAAGAGUUGAAAAUGUCGAGCAUCGGCCACCACGCUGGCUGGAGAUUUUUGCUGUGCAGCAGUUGAACGAGAAGACAGCUGAAAACUUCACAGUGAGAGCCAUUGAUGGAGACACCGGGAUAGACAAGCCAAUAUACUAUCGACUUGAAGCUGAUAAGGAUGAUGAAAAGUACUUUGACAUUAAAACUAUAGAAGGUGGCAGAGAUGGUGGUAUAUUCCAAGUGUUUCCAAUUGACAGAGACACUUUAGAACGAGAACUGUUCAGGCUUUCAUUGGUUGCUUAUAAAUAUGACAACGAAUCAUUUGCGACUGUAAAUAAUGUUGUCAUAAUUAUUGAUGAUGUUAACGACCAAUAUCCUGAGCCUUUAUAUAAAAAUUACACUGUCAACAUUGAUGAAGAAACCCCUCAGACACUGUACUUCGAUCAAGAGUUUGGAUUCCAUGAUAGAGAUUUGGGUCAAAAUGCACAGUAUAAAGUACAUCUUGAAAGCGUAUAUCCCCCGGGAGCAGCCGCAGCGUUCUUUAUUCAGCCUGAAGUUGGUUAUCAGCGGCAGACCUUUAUUAUGGGCACAUCUAACCACAGUAUGCUUGACUACGAGGUCCCGGAGUUUCAACAUAUCCAAAUAAAGGUGGUUGCUACGGAUAUGGAUAAGCCAGAAUUCGUUGGUGUCGCUACCGUUUUUAUAAACUUAGUCAAUUGGAAUGAUGAAUUGCCUAUAUUUGAAAAUAGUAUCCAAACUGUGAAAUUUAAAGAGACUGAAGGUGAAGGGUUCUUUGUUGCUGGCGUGCAAGCGCAUGACAGAGAUAUAGGGGACAAAGUGGUGCACAGUAUAAUGGGAACAGCGCAAAACAUUUUAAGGAUAAACGAAGACACUGGAGACAUUUAUGUAGCUACUGACGAAGCAUUUGAUUAUCACAGACAGAAUGAACUGCUUGUUCAGGUACGCGCUGAAGACACAUUGGGCGAACCUUUCAAUAUUGCCACAUCACAACUCGUGAUUCAGCUUGAAGACGUUAACAACACUCCGCCCACCCUACGUCUCCCUAGAGGUACCCCACAAGUGGAAGAAAAUGUUCCGCAAGGUUUCCCAAUAACUCAGGAGUCGCAGAACAUUACAGCCACGGAUCCUGAUACCACAGCUGACUUGCGCUUUGAAAUAAUUUGGGAUACCUCAUAUGCAACAAAGCAAGGCCGAGAAACAGAUAGUUCUCACUUCUAUGGCUGUGUCGAAAUCGAAACAGUAUAUCCGAACCCAGACGAACGUGGUGUUGCUGUGGGGAGAUUGUAUGUGAAAGAGAUCCGUCCUAACGUUACCAUCGACUACGAGGAGUUUGAAGUGCUGUACCUUAGUGUUCGGGUCGUGGACAAUAAAACAGAAAUCGGACAAAACUACGACGAGUUAACGUACACGAUCACAAUAGUGGAUAUGAACGACAACGCCCCCCAGUGGGUAAGCGGCUCCCUGACCCAAGAACUGAGAGUGCGAGAGAACUCCGCGACUAACACCAUUAUCGGUACCGUGCAAGCCACUGAUAUUGAUGGUCCGCUUUAUAACCAAGUUCGGUACACUAUACGUCCUAAAGAAGGUACACCAGAUAAACUUGUGAAGAUUGACUUCCGCUCGGGUCAGAUAGAAGUAGACUUGGAUGGAGCUAUCGAUGCUGAUACUCCACCUCGAUACAAUCUUUAUUAUACUGUGAUUGCAAGUGACAAGUGCUCUGAGGAAGAUGAAAAAGACUGUCCACCAGACUUAGCAUACUGGGAAACUGAAGGAGAUAUAACAAUUCAAAUAAUUGACACAAAUAAUAAAAAUCCUAUGGCAAGAACUGACAGGUUCAAUACGACUGUGUACUUGUACGAGAACGCGAAGUCUGGCGACGAAGUAGUCGUUAUAAAGUCUGAAGACCUUGACAGAGAUGAAAUGUACAACACGGUGAGCUACCAGAUCAACUAUGCGGUGAACCAACGCCUGCGCGACUUUUUCGCCGUCGAUUUAGAUUCGGGACGCGUGUAUGUGGACCUCACGACGGACGAGAACCUCGAUCGCGAUGGUGACGAGCCCACGCACAGGAUCUUCCUUACGCUAAUCGAUAACUUUUAUUCGAAAGGAGAUGGCAACCGAAAUCAGAACACCACGGAAAUUGAGGUGGUAUUGCUGGACAUAAACGAUAACGCACCAGAGCUGCCAUCAAGAGAACAACUGUUCUGGUCUAUCUCAGAGAACUUUAAAAAGGGUGAAAAACUAUCUCCAUAUAUUCAUGCACGAGAUCACGACGAACCGAAUACUAAUAACUCUCGCGUCGGCUACCAGAUCAGAGACCUUGAGAUCACCAAUAGGGACAUCAUCAUUCCAGACCUCUUCGAAAUUGUUCACAUCUUUCAGUCCGGAAAUUUUUAUAAUGUUUCUGCAGAAUUGGAGGCUACCAUGGACUUAAGAGGAUACUGGGGAACCUAUGAUAUUGAAAUUCGAGCUUUUGACCACGGAGACCCGCCGCUACAUUCAGAAGAAAAGUACGAAUUGAUCGUCCGACCCUACAACUUCCAUUCACCCGUGUUCGUGUUUCCAAAGGAUGGUACCAGCGUUCGGCUAGCAAGGGAACGUGCAGUGAGCAAUGGCUUAUUAGUGCUGGUGACUGGAGAGUUCCUGGACCGUAUUCAAGCUACGGAUGAGGAUGGUCUUCAUGCUGGCAGACUUAGCUUCGAGAUCACUGGAGAUGACGCAGCUUCACAGUACUUUCAAAUUGUAAGCGACGGUGAGAACCAAGGCACGCUUAUUUUAAGAGAACUCUUCACCGAAAGCGUCAGAGAGUUUCAGAUUCGUAUCCGUGCGACGGAUGGUGGUACAGAGCCAGGCCCGCUGUUCACUGAGGCGGUGUUGUCUGUGGUAUUCGUGCCCACUCAAGGCGAACCAACUUUCCAAACCAACUCCGUCACCGUCGCCUUUGUUGAGAAGGAAGUUGGUUUAACUGAGGAAAACGAGCUUCCUCUCGCUGAUGAUCCGAAAAAUUAUCUCUGCAACGAUGAUUGCCAUGACAUAUUUUAUCGCAUAAUUAGUGGCAACGACGAAGGUUACUUCGCAUUAGAUUCGGUCAAAAAUAUUCUGUCACUAAAUAAGGAGCUGGACCGCAGUGAGAGUGAGACUCACGUUCUACAAGUCGCGGCUGCGAACUCAAAAGAGGGUACUACCCCCAUUGGAAGUUCUAUCCUUACCGUGACUGUCACUGUCAGAGAAGCAAACCCACGACCAUAUUUCGUCCGAAAACUCUACACAGCUGGCAUAUCAACGCUGGACACAAUCAAUAGAGAACUACUGACAGUACAGGCGACACAUUCAGACGGCUUGCCCAUCGUGUACACUUUAAACCUUACGUCCAUGGUGACAGACCCGAGCUUAUCCAAUGUGCGCGAAUCUGCUUUCACACUGCACAAUACGACGGGCGUUUUGACGCUUAGCAUACAACCUACAGCCAGCAUGCACGGCAUGUUCGAAUUCGACGUAGUGGCCACAGACCCGCUGGAAGCUCAAGAUACGGCAGCAGUUAAGAUCUACCUCAUAUCAUCUUUAAACAGAGUAUUCUUCACCUUCGUGAAUACUUUGCAGCUAGUGGAGACUCAUCGGGAUUUUAUAGGACAGACCUUCAGCACUGGUUUCAACAUGACGUGCAACAUCGAUCAGGUGCUCCCUGCCACCGACAACGCAGGAGUGGUGCGCGAUGACCUUGUUGAGGUGCGCGCGCACUUUAUACGAGACGACGUGCCCGUGCCCACUGACGUCAUCGAGGAUAUUCGCAGCGACACGCAACUCCUGCGCGCCAUUCAAACGACGCUCAACACGGAGCUUCUUGUGUUGCGAGACUUCGUGACGGGUGCCAGUCCCGAUGUGUUGGAGACGAGCACAGCGCUUUAUGCGGCGUACGCGCUGGCCGCUCUCUCCGCACUGCUAGGCCUUCUGUGCCUCGUGCUACUCGCCGCAUACAUCAUCAGAACCAGAGCAUUAAACCGUCGCCUUCAAGCACUUUCGAUGACGAAGUACGGUUCGCAAGAGUCGGGUCUCAAUAGGCUCGCGCUGGCGGCCCCCGGUACUAACAAGCACGCCACCGAGGGAUCCAAUCCAAUCUGGAAUGAAGCUAUCAAAGCACCAGACUUUGAUGCUAUCAGCGAACAAUCGGAUGACUCAGACCUCAUAGAGAACGGAAGAGGCUUAAUAUCUUACCCACACUCAUAUAAAAAGUCAAAAACAUUAGAAGUAGACUCUGAAAAGAAUGGCACUCGAUGUUCAGUCUCAAACUGCCAUGUUCGUCUUAAAGAUGCUAGCAAUCUUUCAUAUCAUAGAAAAUGCCAUCAAAAUAAUCAAUUACAGUGCCCUGAGUGCUCAAAACUGUUUCUUACUGUCCAACAACUUCAUACACAUCUGUGGAAGAUACACACUGUUGACCUGGAGCUGCCUACUUGCAAUAUAUGUGGUUAUAAAACAUACAAGAGAUACAGGCUAGUAAACAUACAUAUGAGAUGCCAUGACAAAUUUAAGGAAUAUACAUGUUUAAUAUGUACUAAAAAGUUUAAGAAUUCAAACCAGCUAUCGAAACACCGCAUGACUCACAAACGGGAUGAGACCCGGGCUCAAUGCCAUAUUUGUCAACGUGAGUUCUCGAAUGAACGACAACUCCGAAAUCACGUGGCCGCUGUUCAUGAAAGACUAAAACCCUUUAAAUGCUGUAACUGUGAUUAUACAGCGGCUCGGAAAGAAGAAUUAAAAUUACACUUACGGUCGCAUACUGGUGAUAAACCAUAUGCUUGCGAUCAAUGUAGUUAUUGCACAGGUGACCAUAACGCAUUGCGUCGUCACAAAAAGCAACACUCGAAAGAGAGUACUUACAAAUGCAAAUACUGUCCCUACACCGCCAUACAAUCCACAAUGUUCGCUUCCCAUAUGAUUUCGAAGCAUCCAAAUGUAAACUCGGAUGAUGUUCACUGCUGUCCCUAUUGUCCAUUUAAAUCUGUCAACAAAGACAAAUAUCUCGUUCAUUUAACGACGCAUAGAGAAAAGGAAGAGAUAAAACUACUAGUCGAAAUGACUAAAGGUGUCAAAACCAACAAGCCAAGUUGGACUAUUCCAAGUGAUAAUUCAAAUAAAUCGAAUGAUAUACAAACUGUAUCCAAUGAGCAAUCUAAAGAUGCAAGCAUGAAAACUGUCAAUACAAUUCCUAUCGAAGUAUACGAUUGUGACAGCCUGCCUGAAACCAUGCUUCAAGAGUAUCCGAAGAAUUACUGCACGACGACGUCGAAUGACGUUGAACAAACCACAUUUAGUGCAGAGGAUUUAAGAGACUUGAGUAAGAAUGAUAAUAAUUCCGAUUGCCUUAUUUCUGAAAGCUUUAAUAUACAGGAGAGACAUCAGUACAGCUCCCAACAUGCUCUACAAAUGCCCUAUGAUUCGUCACAGCCUAAUUUGCAUUUCUUAAAUUCAACUGUUUCGAUCGAUCAAAACUUAUUACAGAACAGUAGUGUGAGUUCUCUAACAUCCAGUCAUUCACCUAUAAGCAAUAGCUUAGGGGGUAAUAUCAUGAGUAAUUUCCCCAUAAGAUUGCCCCCCGUACCUAUAUCUGUACGUAAUAAUAUCACUUUAAAACCAGUCGAUAAAAUUUCUAUACCUAUAACCAAAGUGUCCGGGCCAAUUAUUAAUCAGAUGCAUAUUCUUCCUAUUCCCUCGUCGAGCCAUUCGCCAAUCAACAUAUCUACGGAACUUGACGGAGCGCCAAGAAAGAAGCCUAAAAUAUCAGUAAAAAGCAAUUUAAUACUAAAAGGACCAGAUCAAGUAAACAUGUUUCAUUCGCAACAAAAAAUGGCGUUUAAACGUUUAGAAGAUAACGAGAGGUACGGACUCGGAGGUUCAGUAACUUUUAACAAUUUAAUAACGACUAAUUUCAUGCAACUGCAACCGGAACCAGCACUGAGCGAAUCUCCGAACAAUAUAAUGACGUAUCCUCAAAACAACAUGAUGGGAGACGCCGCAACUACGCCCGUUGACAAUGAAAUGAACGACAACCCGCAGAUAUUUUCAUUCAAUCCACAAAUGAAUGUGAACUCUAUGACAAUGCUCCCCCCAGCGCAAAAGAUUCAAACGAAUGACCCGAGUUACAUAAAAUUAGAAGCGACGAUAAAACAAAACACCCAAUCGCCUAGUUUAGAAAGAAUGUGCAACGCAAAUCUCCUAAACAACCAAGGUAUUAGCCGAGAAUACAAAGCCUCACCUCCUUUAGAAGAUAUUCACAAAAAUAUGAACGAAAUUAAAAACGAAGUAAAAUCUGAUGCUUUUUAUAACUUAAGCCUUAACAGCACUGCUUCAAAUCCACCAAUCAUCGAUCAGUAUAUGAUAGACAAUAUAAUUCCAGAGCAAUAUCCAGCUCAUUUAGACCUAUCAACGGUCGUUUUACCAGAAGUAUCUGACCAGCAGAACGACGUGAUCGAAAUAGAUGACAAUUCUGACGAUAAUAAACUAUUACCUAGAUUCGAUAUGAACUUCUCCCUGGAGUCUCUCUAUUUAAUGCAUAAUGAUUUUCACUUCGAAAAUGAAGUUCCCACAAAUAAUAUGCCUUCUGAUGUACCUGUUAAUGAAAUAAAUAGGAUGGUCGCAGAGAUGCCCCUAGCCAAUACGAAAGAUAACUUAGAUGUUGUGUCUGUAGAAAUUGAGAAUGAUGCUCAAAGUUACAUUCAAGGGAAGAAGGACCCCAUGAUGAACACCUCUGUCCGACCGUCGACUAAUAAAAUAAACGUUAAAAAUAUUGAACUUAUGAAAAAUUGAAUUUGUUAUUUAUUUAUAAGUAUACUCUAGUAAUUCAUAUAAAAGACUGUU